AUGAUAAGGGACAACCAGCCGUCUUCUCUAAGCAAGGAAAUUGUCACAGACAGUGAUGCUGAAAUCGAAUCAAAUCCAUCUUUCGAAGACCGAGAUGCAAGCAGGAUGAACAAUAAGUCAUCGAAGUCAUUAUCUUCACCGUUGACUGAGAUCCAAAAAUCAAAAUCAAUAAAACUAGUCACAGACAAGAGUAAGAAAAGGCCUCGUAGUCGACCAACCAUGACGGUAUCUAAAAGAUUAAAAACAGCGUUUCCUCAUCCGCUGACAGCUACUGGUAGGCGAGCGAUCAACGGAGCCCUUACCGAAGCUGGACCGUCAAAGACAUCCACAACCGGUUCCAAGGGAUCUUCAAUACGACUAACGAACAACACUGGUACCAAUGCUAAAGACAAGUUCCACGAAGCAGAAAGAAUAAUACCAAGCGAUAUUGAUCCAUCGAAAACCACUCCACUUGAAAUUGAUAUCCGACGAUUCGACAGAGCAAAGACUGCGGCAGAGGCUGCGCUGGCCCUAUUGGUGGAUGACCCAAGAGUCUCAGAGUCUGCAGACGCAGAAGUGUCAGACGUCCCUCAUAUGCCAGAUUGCAGUAGAACGCCACGAAUUAGGAAAAUACGACUUGGUGAAUGGGAGAUUGAUACUUGGUAUGCAGCGCCUUAUCCUGAAGAAUAUAGUAUUCUCCAGACAUUACACAUUUGCGAGUACUGUUUGAAAUACAUGAAAACGGAAUAUGUUGCUAGAAGACAUAAAGUUUGUAAUACUCUUAUUAAUAUUGACAAAACGUCUUCAAUGAACAAGCGAGACGAAAUAUAUCGAGAUGGACCAAUAUCAAUUUUCGAAGUGGAUGGGCGGAAAAAUAAGAUAUAUUGUCAAAACCUAUGCUUGAUAGCCAAGAUGUUUCUUGACCACAAGACUCUAUACUAUGACGUUGAACCUUUUCUUUUUUAUGUAAUGACUGAGGCAGAUCAAUCAGGGUGUCAUCUAGUGGGAUAUUUUUCAAAGGAGAAACGAUCUAACUCCAACUACAAUUUAUCAUGUAUUCUUACUCUUCCGGUCCAUCAACGGAAAGGCUAUGGUAACUUACUCAUUGAUUUCAGUUAUCUGUUGACGAAAAAAGAGAAUACAGUAGGAACACCGGAAAAACCAUUAUCAGAUCUUGGUUUACUCAGCUAUCGAAGUUAUUGGCGCAACGUUCUUUUUCAUGCACUCAGAAAUGUUACUGGAUCAAUCAGCAUAUCGAAACUUAGCCAAGAAUCAGCAAUGACUCUCGAUGACGUUAUAUCAACACUUGAAAUUAACGACAUCUUGGUUAAAGACAAGGAACUGGGGACUUACGUAAUGGUGGUAGAUCGUGAGCUUAUUGAAGCACAUUGUCAAGCAGUUGCUGCGAGAGGCUAUCUCACUCUCAAACCAGAGAAACUCAAAUGGACUCCGUUUAUACUAGGCAGAAACCCGGGCAUUUUAACCUUUAAUGAAUCAGUGUACAGUCAAAGUUCUUUAGAUUUAUGA
Molecule: messenger RNA, 1506 nt
Organism: Paraglomus brasilianum
Lineage: Eukaryota; Fungi; Glomeromycota; Glomeromycetes; Paraglomerales; Paraglomeraceae
Source: the annotation of a GenBank genome assembly